GUGGGAGGGCACAGAGCUAAUUUCUGUCCCUGGGCAGAGCCCCGUUUCUUUCUUCCCACCCCUUGGCUUCUUCUCACACGGGCACGCUCGCUUGCUCCCUUUUUCCGCUCUGCUGCCUCCUCGCCACCCGCUUCCCUUGUUUUCCCGGCUUUGGGAGAGCGUCCAUCCGUCUCUUAAGUGAACCCGAGAUACAAGCCUACGUCUAUCUCUCUCUCUCUCUCUCCUGACAAGGAUUUAUUGAGAGGUUGGCGCCUUUCGGAAGGUGGGACGCUUCAAGCCGGCACACAAAGACCUUCGCCUUUCCUCCUCUCGAGCGCCUGCCGGCACUUCAAGCGGCUGCGAACAUCUGUACUCUGGAUUAGUGGCGAGCGCCGAGCGAUCCCGGAGGGCAAGAUCCUCUUUCCCACCCGCCCACCCGCGAAAGCUUUUUCCUAAGGCGAACGAAGGAAGCUCCUGAUUCAUGGCUCGCGGGAAAGCCAAGGAAGGGGAUGGCAACUGGAAGAAAUUCAUCUGGAACUCGGAGAAGAAGGAAUUUUUAGGGAGGACCGGCGGCAGUUGGUUUAAGAUCCUCCUCUUCUACCUGAUCUUCUAUGGCUGCCUGGCAGGCAUCUUCAUUGGGACCAUUCAAGUCAUGUUGCUCACUGUCAGCGAAUUCCAGCCCAAGUAUCAGGACCGAAUAGCACCCCCAGGAUUGUCAAAUGUUCCCCAAGUCCUUAAAACGGAGAUUACGUUCAACCCUUCUGAUCCAAACACAUACAAGCCAUAUGUAACCCAACUUGAAAAAUUCUUAAAGAGCUAUGAGAGUGUUAAUCAGCAAGACAUCAAUUUUGAGAAUUGUGGCAAUGAACCUUCUGCUCCCAGAGACAGAGGACCUUUUGAUGGGUCUCAAGGUGCCAUGCCAUCUUGCAAGUUCUUUCGCAGUUGGCUGGGAAAUUGCUCUGGCCUAGAAGAUCCUACUUUUGGUUACAACGAUGGCAAACCAUGUGUCAUCAUCAAACUUAACAGAGUCCUGGGUUACAUACCUAAGCUUCCACUAAAUGAUUCCAUCCCACCUGAGCUGCUGGCAAAAUAUAAUCCCUAUGUCCUUCCCAUUCAUUGCACUGCUAAGAAAACAGAGGAUUUGAACAGAAUUGGCCCUGUGGAAUACUAUGGUUUUGAUGGCUAUGGUGGCUUUCCUCUACAAUACUACCCAUACUAUGGCAAGCUCAUUCAGCAGAAAUACCUUCAACCCCUUGUAGCAGUACAGUUCACUAAUCUGACUACUGAUAUGGGGAUGCGUAUUGAGUGCAAGGCCUAUGGUCAAAAUAUUGGCUACAGUGACAAAGAUCGUUUCCAGGGACGUUUUGAUAUGAAAAUUGAGAUAAAAAGCAGCUGAUCACAAGCAGUUUGUUUCUUCUUUUUUUCCUCUUAGCCAUUUAAAAAGUAUAAAAAGAGACAAAACUACUAGUCUUGAACAAAACUCAUACAUAUGGGACCUACACAUAAUCUAUAUGCUUUACACUAGCUUUCUGCAUUUAAAUAGAUUAGAAUGUAAACCUAAAAGUGUAGCAAUAGUGACAAAGAUAUUUAUUCUAUUGUAAAUGAUAAAAAACAGAAUUGAGCCUUGGGAUACGCCCAUUUCUACUGUAAAUUAUGAUUCCAUAACUGACUUAUAGUAAGCAGUGUUUCUGCCCCCUAAGUAUUGCUGCCAUGUGAAUUUUAUUUAGUGUACAGUACUUUAGGUGCAUUAUUCUGGUCAUUUUUCAAGCCAUGUAUUAUUGUACUGUUUUCUACUUUCUGUGAGCACAGAUUUGCUGCACAAGGUGUAAAUACUCAGUGGGAUUAAAACUGGCACAGUACUUUUUUCAUUUUUUAAAUAUAUUUUUUUUAUCCUGCCUUUUUUUUUCAUAUAAAACUCAAGGCAGCAAACAUACCUAAUACUCCUUGCUCCUAUUUUCCCCACAACAACAUCCCUAUGAUAUGAAUUGGGUUGAGAGUGUGACUGGCCCAAAUCACCCCUCCGGUUUUUCAUGCCUAAAGUGGGACUAGAAUUCACAGCCCCGAUUUCUAGAUCAACAUCUUAACUACAUCAAACUGGCUCUUUUGUUUUGAAAAGGUAAAGGCCCAUCUGCGAUCUAUUCAAUAGCACUCCAUGAAGCCUUCCCCAACUUCUAUUCCUCAGUUGUUACUAAAUUUAGUGUGGUGGCAGGGAAAAAAUUACUUUAACUUUGAAGCAAAGCUAUGGAGAGUAAAUGAUCAUGUACUGUGCUUUGUAGCAAUUGGUGUCUUUUUCUUUAUCUUUCAUCCUAUGUUUUAAAAUUGUGUGUGAGACCUAUGUCAGCCUAUCAAUUUCACUAGUGAUAGGAAUGAUUAUUUUGCUUUGUAUAUUCUCUUCUUUUCCUGUGAGAAGCAUCACAUGCUGUGGUGCUGUCUUUAUUGAAUGUUUUAACCAUUUUCAUGGUGGAAGAAUUUUAUAUUUAUGCAGUUGUACAAUUUUUUUUUCUGCAAGAAAAAGGUGUAAUGUAUAAAAAUAAACCAAAGCCACAUGUCUGAAAAUAAAUCUUUAUUUUGAACUUUGAGAAGCAAUGCAGUUAUCCCAUCAAUUGGUGUUAAAUGUUGUCUAAAGUGCGUUGUUCUAUGCUCUAUGUUCUAAUAUAUGUAACAGCCAGGAGUUCAGUGCUCUUGUGGGCCUUGUAUUUCAUUCAGGUUUAAACACUGGACAAUAAAUGAAUAAACAUA
Molecule: messenger RNA, 2718 nt
Organism: Pantherophis guttatus
Lineage: Eukaryota; Metazoa; Chordata; Lepidosauria; Squamata; Colubridae
Gene: ATP1B1
Product: ATPase Na+/K+ transporting subunit beta 1
Biological process (GO): sodium ion export across plasma membrane; intracellular potassium ion homeostasis; potassium ion import across plasma membrane
Cellular component (GO): sodium:potassium-exchanging ATPase complex
Molecular function (GO): ATPase activator activity
Source: RefSeq, a predicted model, not a curated record